Arabidopsis lyrata subsp. lyrata is the source of this 492-nucleotide messenger RNA. RefSeq names its product putative F-box protein At3g21120. Lineage: Eukaryota; Viridiplantae; Streptophyta; Magnoliopsida; Brassicales; Brassicaceae. Bases 1 to 492 code for a protein of 163 amino acids. The transcript has a single exon. Gene Ontology annotation, molecular function: ubiquitin-protein transferase activity; protein binding. Gene Ontology annotation, biological process: SCF-dependent proteasomal ubiquitin-dependent protein catabolic process. The record is from RefSeq and is a predicted model, not a curated record.
AUGAUGAUCAGAAACCUUCCAGAGGAUUUGCUAGUGGAAAUACUCUCUAAGGUUCCGGCUCUAUCUUUGGCACGAUUACGAUCAACAUCCAAGAAAUGGAACGCUCUGAUCAAAUAUGAAAGAUUACUUGCUAAGAAACACUCUGCUAAUGCUCUGAUGCACUCCUCCUCUCUGACUCUUGUGUUGAUUGAUUAUAGGCAUUAUGUAGCGAGAUUCAAUCUCCAUGGAAUUCACAGUAACGUUGCUCCAUCUGUUAAGGUAACUGGUCAAUUUAUCCUAAAAGGUCCUCUUUCUAAUAACUCUUCAGAAGAAGUUGGUAUACGUAACGUCAUUCACUACGACGGAUUAUUGCUAUGUAGCACCAACGACAAUAGAUUGGUCGUUUGGAAUCCAUGUUUAGGUGAAACAAGGUGGAUCCAACCCAGAAAUUCAUACAAGGAAUCAGACCUCUAUGCUCUAGGUUACGAUAACCAAACUCAACAGAGAAAGUAA